GUAUUUACUGCAGAAGGCAGGUGGUGGUGUUUCAUCUGUUUAAUCUUCAGGAGAGGAAAACAAAUAGGGCUCUUUUGUCUUGCGUGAUCCUUCCUGGACUGUGCAGUAGGCUCUUGCUUCCACUCCGGCCCCUACUCGCCACACUCCAGCCUCAGCACUGCAGCCAGAAACGUCUUUCCAACACCAGUCAGAGCGAAGCUUUUAGGCCAGCCUUCCUGAACUGGAGGGGGUGUGGCAUGCAUUAAAAUUAAACAUCAGUGACCUGAGAAGCUUAUAAAAUAGCUUGGGAGAAGCCAGUCACCUCAAAUUGGAUGAUUUUGCAUGUGGAAACUGCUUUCAUCUGGAUAAAAAAGGUCCACCUCCAGCCACCCAGCUCCAAGAUGGUACCAGCGCUGCUGCUGCUGCUUCCUGCCCUGGCUGGACUCUUCGGAGCAGCUGAGGGACAAGCUUUCCAUCUCGGGAAAUGCCCAAAUCCUCCAGUGCAGGAGAACUUUGACGUGAAUAAGUAUCUUGGAAGAUGGUAUGAAAUUGAGAAGAUCCCAGUGAGCUUUGAGAAGGGAAGUUGCAUCCAAGCCAACUACUCGCUAAUGGAAAACGGAAACAUCAAAGUGAUAAACAAGGAGCUGAGAGCUGAUGGAACUGUGAGUCAAAUUGAAGGUGAAGCCACCCAGGAGAACAUCACGGAGCCCGCCAAGUUGGGAGUUAAGUUUUUCUGGUUCAUGCCAUCAGCUCCAUACUGGGUCCUAGCCACCGACUAUGAGAACUAUGCCCUCGUGUACUCCUGUACCACAAUCAUCUGGCUUUUUCACAUGGAUCAUGUUUGGCUCUUGGGAAGAAACCCUUAUCUCCCUCCAGAAACAGUGACCUAUCUCAAAGACAUCCUGACCUCUAAUAACAUUGACAUUGAGAAAAUAACUGUCACAGAUCAAGUGAACUGCCCCGAGUUCAUAUAACCAUGCUCUAAAGGGAGGCUGCAUUCACUCCAUGUUCCUUCUUUUGCUUUGCUUUUCCCCUAUACCACCCCUCAUAAAGACAAACCAAACCACCACAGGAAACUAUUACAAAUACCAGAAGGGAAAUGUGACAGCAGAAGCUAGUGGAGAGGAAGUCAAGGCAAGUUGGCCCAAACACUUAGCCAUGCACCAUCCUGUUACCUUGCAAGCCUGAUAAUAAACUUGCUGCUGACCUGCUGUGCUCA
Molecule: messenger RNA, 1198 nt
Organism: Kogia breviceps (pygmy sperm whale)
Lineage: Eukaryota; Metazoa; Chordata; Mammalia; Artiodactyla; Physeteridae
Source: RefSeq, a predicted model, not a curated record